CACUCAAGAGUUAAUGUUCAUCCCUUUAGACUCAUAAAAUAUAAAGCUCAAUAUUGCUCAUAUAGUGUAUAUUUGUAUAUGUAAAGUGUAGACCACAACAUAUGGAUGCCUAAUUUAGAUAAAUUUCAUACAUUAUGAUUGAUGAAAACUUGAAAGGAAGGUCAUUUCGAGCCUAUGAUAAUUGCUAAGAGACUAAGUCAAUUUACACAAACACAACAAUUCAUUAACCCAUACCAUUGUCAUAAAUUUAUGUUAGGUGAAUACUUCUAUACAAAUCGUAAGAUAAUUGUCUUAGUUGCAUGUAUUUUUGUUAAGGGUCAACUAUAACUACGUGUUGAUUGUUAUGUUUUAUUCAUUAUAUAAAUUGUGAAUUGUUGCAUUAACCGGAAAAUUUUCAUCGUCAAUGAUAAUGUGAUUUUAUAUUGGUUAAUUUGGUUAACCAAUUAACCAAACCGAUUAAACUUUAGUUUGGUUAAUUUGGUUGUUGUAUUAGUUUGGACGGUUUGGUUAUGAUAUUGUAUUCCAUGGUUAAUGGAAUUUAGCCUUAUUUGGUUUGGUUAUAACCAUGGUAACCAUUUGAACACCCCUUAGAAAUAACCCACAAUGGUUUUUCAUGAGCAACCCCAAUGGGCCUCGCUGUUCAAAGACCAAACCUAUACAUGAUUAUUGAAAUAAGAGACCCCAAGUAGCCCUAAUAUUUUACAAACGAACCGGUUUAGUCUUCAAUUUAAAGUAAACCUAUCAGCCAAUAUACACACCUAUCAAUUACAACUACAUCCACCACCAAAUAUUCUCGGAACCAUGAUUCUAUGCAACUCAUAACUGCCAACGGAUACCUCGACCCAUGUACUUCCAUUUCAUGCACCAACUAUAUCACGUCCAACCACUUCUCGACUUUAUAUAAUGGAGAGCGCAUUUCCCCAUUUCAUUAUGCAUUUCGCAAACGACCACUUCGGCUCCAACCACCGUCACAAUUGCAUUGAACAUGGCAGACAUACCUCAAUUCAAUCAGUAAGUACUGCUUAUGCAUCUAACGAAUACUACAUCAGUUCAUUUCGAUUCUUUUUCACUAAUUAGUGACAACACUUAUGGUCCAAUAUAUAAGCAUCCCCAUGGUACGACUUUUGUGCAACGCUGCAUUUUCCCCGAUUUGCUUUCACCAAAUUCGUUUCUUUAUUUACACCAAGGCACCUCCUACCUCUUAUCCGGACAUGUAAAGGAUUUGACCACGUGCUGGUCCCCUGCAUCCAGAAUUCAUUUUGUCCACCUCACAAUUGAGGAUGAUUUCAUUGGUGUUGAGAUCGUCUUCCCGUCAUCACACUUACGUAGGAUCGUUGCAUCUGUAUUCAAAACUGCAGAUGUUGCCAAUGCUGACUAUAUGUCCCUUCUGGACAUGCUUGGAGGACAGACAUUUGAAGUCAUGGUCACAGUCAGUCCCCGGAACAAUGCAUUUGCUUAUUUUGAACUUGUGUUGGUGAAAUUAUUUUUGCCUUUGGAGAACUGAGUACCAUGUCAUGAACAAUGAGACAAUGUAUUAAGCUUUUCUAUUUCGCACCGUCAUGUUAUUCGUCGUAAUACUCAACCAUAUUAGAUUUGCGAUUAGUAAAAUUUGAUAAAUAUUUUAUCCUGAUUUGCUAUUCUUCAAAUGUAUCCUCAUGUUUAUAAUACGUGUGUGAAUGGUGUGGUUUUUCUCUUUAUUAUAAAAUUACUUUGUUUUUCUCUUAUUGUGAAUUUUCAUUCAAAUUAGGUGUUCGUCUGCGACGAAUUGCAAAAUUGCAACAAUCUUAUGCUCACAUAUCGCUUUACUCAUUUCUCGACACUACCAUUAUAGAUAUCGUAACUCCAUUUUACUUAACAGUUAUGGCCAACGGGCCGGGCUAUAUGCUAGUUAUUAUAUAAAGCUAAAUCAUUGUUACUGUUGCCUAACAAUGUCUUUUGAUGCAGUUGUUUAUAUCAAACUAACUAAUCCUAUUAGAUUAGGCUUAAGCCAAUGGGCUUCUAAGAUCAUUGGUUAGUUUUUUUAAUGGGCCUUUCUAUUUAAGAGCAACACAAGCGAUUUUCUUAUGAAAAGCCCUAUGACAAGUAAAACUAAUGAAAUAACACUUACUUCGAAUGGAAACACCAUUCUUUUACUCUGAUAGAUAUGGAAGCCUUGAAAAAUGGGAACAUAAGGGUAGUGGAGUCUUUAAAAAAAGGCAGUGGAUAUUUGUAAAACCAUGAAAUUGUCUCUUCUUCGGCAUCAUAUCUCAAGCAUACAUAAUAGAUGGGGACCUAUCAAAUAAGAAUUGUUGCAAUCCGAAUGCACAAUAUUGUUAUCAAUAAAAAGAAGGAUAAUUUUCAACACACCAUGGUGGAUUCAAUUAUGAAUACAUUCAAUCAAGAAGUUUGCCAAACAAACAAAAAAAUAUGCAUUGACCAUCAUAACACAAAUCAAACCAUAGUUCAAACGUCAUAAUAUCAAUAUGGACCAAUAAAUUGAUCCACAACAAGAUUUCCCUAAUGGUGAAUCCGAACGAAUCGAGUGGGUAAAAUCCAAUGUUGUCAGAACCGGACCGGGCAGCAACCCGGAUUAACGAGAGGUUUAAGGUUUAUCGGACAACCGGUAAUUAACCGGUAUAAAACCGUUUAUAAAACCGGUAACAUAUAAAAUUUUCAAAUUAAAUAAUUAUGAAUUUUUUGUACAUAUGAAAAUUAGUACUAGUUUUGAAAUUGAGAAUUUUAUACUUGAUAUACAUAUUCAAUAAAAUAAUUCAAUAUUA
Molecule: messenger RNA, 2759 nt
Organism: Linum trigynum
Lineage: Eukaryota; Viridiplantae; Streptophyta; Magnoliopsida; Malpighiales; Linaceae
Source: the annotation of a GenBank genome assembly